Messenger RNA from Cottoperca gobio, 3181 nucleotides. It is a transcript of the gene b3galt6, whose product is annotated as UDP-Gal:betaGal beta 1,3-galactosyltransferase polypeptide 6. The coding region runs from base 334 to 1353 and encodes 339 amino acids. The record is from RefSeq and is a predicted model, not a curated record. Gene Ontology annotation, molecular function: galactosylxylosylprotein 3-beta-galactosyltransferase activity. Gene Ontology annotation, cellular component: Golgi membrane. Gene Ontology annotation, biological process: glycosaminoglycan biosynthetic process; protein O-linked glycosylation. Lineage: Eukaryota; Metazoa; Chordata; Actinopteri; Perciformes; Bovichtidae. The transcript is spliced from 2 exons.
CCUCUUCGUCACUGCCACACAACUUACACCAAGAGACAAAAAAUGAAUACAUCGAUACCUGACUCAACCUGGCUUCACCUCAGUCAGCGAACGAUUUAACCUGCUCCUUGUAACCUGUCGGGCAGACGCCGCUGAACUUCGUGGUUUCCAUCUCCGGGUUAGACCAAAAUGAGCAGCCUGUGUGUGUUUACAUUCAGUGGAGUCAGCUUACAAAGUGCGCAGAGGGUCUUAUCUGGGUAGCUAGCGUUAGCCCUGUAAAACUGCCGUCUGUGGGCCGCUCCGGCUGUAUCAUUCCCGGGACAGGUACAUCUCAAUUAGCUAAGGUUCAGCACCAUGAAUCUGAUACGUCUGGUGUGCCGACAUAAGACAGCCCUGGUCAUUGGCACUGUGUGCAGCUUUGCUGUAGUUCUGGUCUUCUUGGCCAAAUGUACCUCAGAAACGCUGAAACAAGGCCACCUGGAUCCUCCAGGCCUAGCCCCUCAUGCCAAUGCUUUGCAAUCCCAUCCAGAGCAGCAUAACCCCACUUCCACCUCCAAAGACUCUUCAGCAUUCCUUGUGGUCCUCAUCACAACCGGACCUAAGUACACAGAGCGGCGGAGCAUAAUCCGCAGCACCUGGCUGGCCAAGCGGGACUCUGAUGUUCUGGCCAAGUUUGUGGUAGGAACUCAGGGGCUUUCCAGCGAGGACCUUCAAAACCUUAACACAGAGCAAGGGCGGCACAAGGACUUGCUCUUACUGCCUGAGUUACGAGAUUCUUACGAGAAUUUAACACUCAAGCUGCUGCACAUGUACUCCUGGCUGGACCAGAAUGUGGAGUUCAAGUUUGUCCUUAAAGCAGAUGAUGACACAUUUGCUCGCUUGGACCUCCUUAAGGAGGAGCUGAAGGUGAAAGAGCCCAACCGGUUAUACUGGGGCUUCUUCUCAGGAAGAGGGCGAGUGAAAACUGCUGGGAAGUGGCGGGAAAGCUUUUGGGAGCUGUGUGACUACUACCUGCCCUACGCACUGGGUGGGGGCUACAUCCUCUCGUCUGACCUGGUACGUUAUGUGCAUCUUAAUGGGGGCUACUUCAAGACAUGGCAGAGUGAGGAUGUGUCACUGGGCGCCUGGCUGGCACCAGUGGAUGUUCGGCGGACGCAUGACCCACGCUUUGACACGGAGUAUAAAUCACGUGGUUGCAACAACAAAUACUUGGUGACACAUAAGCAGAGUUUGGAGGACAUGUUGGAAAAACACCAGACUCUGCAGCGUGACGGCCGACUCUGCAAGGAGGAGGUCAAGCUGCGACUGUCUUAUGUGUAUGACUGGAGUGUGCCACCCUCACAGUGUUGUCAAAGGAAGGAUGGCAUUCCUUAAUUUUUGUGCUUUUUUUUAAGGCCCUGAAGUUGGCUUCUUAUUCCUGUCUUCAAGUCAGUAGUCAGUAAAAACAACAACAACAACAUAGUAAGUGCCUUAAAGUUGCUAGGAAAUCCCAUUUCAGAUUUGGAGAACCUUUUCUCUUAUUGCGGGAACAAACAAAGGGAAAUGUUACUGAUGUUUUCGUUAUGUAGACCACUUAAGAGCAGGUCUAGCUCAAUUGUUUUUCUGUUUUCACCAAUUUGAAAUCAGGUUUAAAACAGUCUUUAGAGUUUUCAUGUUCAUUUAGAACAGGUUUGACACAUUUAGGGUUAUUGGUUUUUGAGCUAGACUUGGUCCAUCAUGGUCUGCGUUGAGGGAAAGCAGUGACAUUUCCUUUGGUCUCUGAAGUCUCCAUGUUAAUCUAGUCCACCUUUUUUUAGGAGUCUUUUUUUUCACAAAUAUAAUUAAAGUUUCACACAUCUGAAAAGGGGCUUUAAACAGUCUUGAUAUUAAUCUAGUGAAGCGGUGUUCUGUUUGUUUUAACCUCGACCUGGUUUAUUAUGACCUGGAUGGAGAACAAGUUAUUAAAAUCACACUUUUCUUUCUUCUGUUUUGGCAAAGAGAAUGAGGUUUUACAAAGUUUAAAGCUUUUACUAUGAUGUCUACUUCCAGUUUCACAACUUUUAAGUGAUGUAACAAUGGGGAACUGGUGGUAAAAAAGAUUACCCCUUAACUCUCGAACAGGAAGCCAACUUCAGCCUUGUGUCCUUUUCGACCAGUAAGCUCCUCUGGCCUUGUUAUUUGGACCCGUGCUCAUGUCAGUGCUCUGCUUACCGCCAGUUUACUACGUUGGUGGCCUGUCUCUCUCCUCUGUCUGUGCUUCUUCUGCUGUACUUCUUGCUAAAUAUUUUCCAACACUAUGAGAUAUGUUUUAAGGUUAUUUCAGUGUAGUAGAUUGUACAGGGAAACACAGACGGGAGAAUCUUACCUUGUCAUGAUGUCUACAUCUUUUUGUGAAAGCAAUUUUUUUAUUUGUAUUUUAUUUAUUGUUAAUUUAUUCUGCAGGAAACACAACAUACUGGUGCUGACAUGACUUUAGAAGCACAGUGGCUGUGGUUGCUGCUUGUGAGUGGAAUUUGUAUUUAUAAACGUGUUGGGCGGGAGUCAUGUAUAAUUCACAGAAUUAAUGGACAAUUUUAAAUGUAAAACUUUUGUUUACGGUCAACGGUACGACAAGGUUCAAUGGAGGUGCACACAGCGUGUAAGAGAAAAUGGUUGAAUGUGUUUGAUUCAGCAGGCCUUGUUCCUUACACUGGAGCCCAUGUGAGGAUAUUUACAUUUCCAAGGUAACAUUCACACUUUAGAGGUUAGGUCAGUACAUUUUCUGUGUGGAGAUAUCAAGCUGUUGUGAAUGUUUGUUUGCAGCGCACCACAGAUUCUGAUUGAGAAACUUGAUGUCUACUACCAGCUGGCACUUGGUCACUUUUUUUAAACAGGAAACAUAGUUUUAAAGUCCACAAAUCAUUACUCAAUGAUUACUUGUUAUUUUUUUGAUGUUAAGCUCUCCAUCCCUGUGAUGUCAGUAGCUGUAUCUCGAAACUUGUGAAAUGUGUACGCCGUUGAUUAAAGGGUACGAUAUGUUGGAGCUCCAACAGUUGAGGAAUGCUGCAAAAAGAUCUGUCCGAGCUCGUUUUUACGACGGCUGUUACAUUUUUUGUGAACAAUGACUCAUUUCUCACUGUUGUCACUAGCAGCAUCCGAUUCAAUGCAACCUAAGUUUCAGUUCCCUGGAUGUGUUAUUAAACAUUUAGAAUAUAUUCUUGUCACUUCUCUUCUUCUAUAUGCA